GAAUUGAUGUCUGCGCAUACACCAUAUCGUCCAGAGCGGUCGAAUGGUUUAAAUUCUGUGUCUGUAAAUGAAAGUGGGAUUGGAUUUUUUCAAGAUGAGGUCUGACUCACUGUAGACUGUGAUGGCUCCAGGCGACAUGGUGCCGGAGCAUGCCAAGCAGCAUAAGCUCAAGCAGGAGAAGGAGAACCGUCAGAGCACCACCACCACCACCAGGCCUGAUGGAGACUCUGAGCCUGACGGAUCCUUUGUAUUUGAGGCCCAUGAGGCAUGGAAGGACUUCCACGACUCCCUGAGGCAGUUCUACGAAGUGGGGGAGCUCUGUGAUGUCACACUGAAGGUGGGCAGCAGGCUGAUACCAUGCCACAAGCUGGUGCUGGCAUGUGUCAUCCCUUAUUUCAGGGCCAUGUUCCUGUCUGAGAUGUCCGAGGCCAAACAGGACCUGAUUGAGAUCAAGGACUUUGACGGAGACGCCAUCCACGACCUGGUGCGUUUCGCCUACUCCUCUCGUCUGACCCUGACAGUGGACAACGUGCAGCCUCUCCUCUACGCAGCCUGUAUACUGCAGGUAGAGUUGGUAGCCAGAGCCUGCUGUGAGUACAUGAAGGCCCACUUCCACCCCUCCAACUGCCUGGCUGUCCGCACCUUUGCCGAGAGCCACAACCGCGUCGACCUGAUGGACAUGGCGGAUCGCUACGCUUGCGAACACUUCCGGGAAGUGGUGGACUGUGAGGACUUCCCGUGCGUGUCGCCUCCUCACCUGAGAACCCUGUUGUCCUCCAGUGAUCUGAACAUUCACUCUGAGACUCAGGUGUACACCGCUGCUGUCAAGUGGCUGAAGAAUAACCCUCAACACCACGAGGCCUGGCUGCAGCAGAUCAUGACUCAGGUGCGUCUCCCCCUGCUCCCAGUAGACUUCCUGACGGCCACGGUGGCCAAAGAGGAGAUGAUCAGAGGGAACCUGAGCUGCAGAGAUCUGCUGGAUGAGGCCAGGAACUAUCACCUGCACCUUAGCAACAAGGUUGUCCCGGACUUUGAGUAUUCUGUCAGAACAACACCUAGGAAACACACUGCAGGUGUGUUGUUCUGUGUGGGUGGGCGGGGUGGUUCUGGUGACCCGUUCCGCAGCAUCGAGUGUUACUCCAUCAGCAAGAACAGCUGGUUCUUUGGACCUGAGAUGAACAGUAGGAGACGGCAUGUUGGAGUCAUCUCUGUAGGAGGUAAAGUGUAUGCAGUAGGGGGGCAUGAUGGCAGUGAACACCUGGGUAACAUGGAGAUGUUUGAUCCUCUCACUAACAAGUGGAUGAUGAAGGCUUCCAUGAACACUAAGAGAAGGGGCAUAGCUCUGGCAGCUCUGGGAGGUCCUAUCUACGCCAUCGGAGGUCUAGAUGACAACUCAUGCUUCAACGACGUGGAGAGAUACGAUAUCGAGAGCGACCGCUGGACUGCUGUGGCGUCCAUGAACACACCCAGAGGAGGGGUGGGCUCUGUGGCCUUAGGGAGUCAUGUGUACGCUGUGGGAGGUAACGACGGUGUGGCCUCUCUGUCCAGUGUGGAGAGGUUUGACCCCCACCUCAACAAGUGGACAGAGGUCAGGGAGAUGGGCCAGAGACGAGCAGGGAACGGAGUCAGUGAGCUGAACGGAUGCCUCUAUGUCGUGGGCGGUUUUGAUGACAACUCCCCGCUGAGUUCUGUGGAACGUUUGGACCCCCGUCUUUCCCGAUGGAACUACGUCUCUGAGCUGACCACGCCCCGAGGCGGAGUGGGCGUGGCCACGGUCAUGGGUCGCGUGUUCGCAGUCGGUGGUCACAACGGGAACAUUUAUCUUAACACAGUGGAGGCCUUCGACCCCCGUAUGAACAGAUGGGAGCUGGUGGGGUCUGUCUCUCACUGCCGGGCCGGUGCAGGAGUGGCCGUCUGUUCCACUCACAUCAGCCAGAUCAGAGACGUGGGCCAGGGCUCCAGCAACGUGGUCGACUGCAUGUGACCGCUGUCUGACCACAGGCUGACCCGGAAAACUGCACAAGAUCAGACGUGCACAGAACAGCACCCGUCCCCCACGCACAGCCACAAGCACUGAAUCCCACUGCACGGACACUGACUAGGAGCAGCUGUCCUUAAAGCACCACUUCCCUUUAGCACUGACUGUCAUGUAACCGAUCUCACUAUGUAGGGUGGUGUGCAUUGUUAUUAUUCAGCUGAAGACACUUCUCUGACUGAACCUUAUCAGUGGAAAACUGAUCUACAAACAAUCAAUAUAUUUUCUCUUUUUGUGAUGUUUGCAAAUGCAUUUCAGUGAUUGGUGUAUUUUGAAAAAAUGAUUUGAUUUUCUUUGCGUUUUGACUGCUUUGGAACUUUAUCAAAAGGAAAAUAGCUGACUGAUAGUUGAGCUGUAGAUGUCUCAUUAGACAGGCCUUGCAUAUCUACUUGUAUUUUUUAAGAGAUAACCGGUUAGUACCUAUGCUCUGUCAGACCUCACUUUCACAAUCAUCACUGUCUGAACUGAGAGAUCUUCCUAGGGUUCCCAGCAGUCUCUCACAUAUAUAAAACAGUAUGAGAGAGAGCACUGUGAAGUAUGGACAGUAUCUGGAGGAUGGAAAGCUGUGAAGUAAAGACUCUGAACAGAUCAGUGUUUAGGAUUUUUUUUAAAUCUGUUGACAUUCUAUUGACUCACACAUAGACAAUGUUUAUUUUUUUGAAAUCUGACAUUCUAUUGACUCACACAUAGACAAUGUUUAUUUUUUUCCUGUUUAUUUUCUUUUUAGGAAUUCACGGCUUUCAUUCAGAUCUAUCCGCUGUAGGCUUCGUGAUGCUGAAACCGCUUUCGUGUUAGCAUUAGCUAGCUGUAGCCUGUAUUUGCGUUUUGAACAAUCAUUCCUAACAGACUGAUUUUAAUUGAGAUUAAACUAUGGCGGUCUUUGGCAGAGUUGGACUAAAUUUGUGAAGCAAUAAGAGGUUGCUGCAUGUCUUUGUUACCAGACUGAACGUGUGCCGUUUUGAAAUGACUGAGGGACUAGUGAUAACUCUCAGGACAGACAGUCUAGGGUCUUAGCAGAAUGCUAACCCUCAUACUCUCUGUGUUCUACUCAAAGAUAGCUGGGCUGUCAGUAAACAAGUGUGCUUUCAGACGUGUGAAGAGAUGAAUCCUCUAUCUGCCAAAUGGUUCUGAUUUUUUAUAUUUUUAUAUUUGGGAGUUUUUAUGAAAUCAGUGCUUAUCUUUGGUGUUGUUCUUUAUGUGUCUUGUCUUGGACUUGUUGUUGUGCACUAUCUUCCUGGCGUCGUCAGGGGUUUCACUAUAUUUUGUCCUAUGGAAAUGUUUAUGCUAUUUUGAAAAUGUUUUGCCAGUGAGUGUCUGCUCUUUGACAGUGAGUGUCUGUGUUUUGAAGAUUUUUCCUCAACCUUAUUUUCUUGUGACUCCUCCUGGUCAAUUCAAGGCCUUUCAGGUAAUUCUGGAUUUGAUUGUAAGACUGUUGUUGGUCAACAGAUUGACCCAAGACUUUGAUUUAGAAAUACACAUGUUUGAAGAGAUGAUAUGCAUUAGGAAAACAUGCUCUUUCCAUGACAUAGACCAACCAGGUGAAUCCAGGUUAAAGCUAUGAUCCCUUAUUGAUGUCAAUUGUUAAAUCCACUUCAAUCAGUG
This is a messenger RNA of Salvelinus namaycush (lake trout), 3637 nucleotides long. RefSeq names its product kelch-like family member 8 (gene klhl8). Gene Ontology annotation, molecular function: protein binding. The coding region runs from base 122 to 1984 and encodes 620 amino acids. The transcript has 10 exons. Lineage: Eukaryota; Metazoa; Chordata; Actinopteri; Salmoniformes; Salmonidae. The record is from RefSeq and is a predicted model, not a curated record.